Messenger RNA from Penicillium arizonense, 1095 nucleotides. RefSeq names its product putative transcriptional regulator. The transcript is spliced from 2 exons. The record is from RefSeq and is a predicted model, not a curated record. Gene Ontology annotation, cellular component: nucleus. The coding region runs from base 1 to 1095 and encodes 364 amino acids. NCBI's taxonomy places the organism in Eukaryota, Fungi, Ascomycota, Eurotiomycetes, Eurotiales, Aspergillaceae.
AUGGCACCGAAGUAUACCAUGUCCGACUCCGAGGAGGAGGUGGACGUCGCGCCCACAGCUCCCUCUGACCAGGCUCUUGAGAAGGGUCUUCGUGAUGGUGUUGCCGCAGUUUACAAGGCUGGCAACAUGGAGGAGUUGACCGUGAAGCGCGUGCGCCUUGCAGUUGAGAAGCAGCUAGGGCUUACAGAGGGAUACUUCAAAUCUACGGAUGACUGGAAAGCGCGGAGCGAAGAAAUUAUUCGGGAUGAAGUGGAAACACAAGACAACGCCGCGAAUAAUCCCGAAUCGCAACCUGCGGAAGCAUCACCAUCUCCUUCUCCAAAGCCCAAAAAGACCUCCCUUCCCAAACGGGCAAAGGCCGAGAGUGCGCCUAAGCCCAGGAAGCGACAAAAGACGAAGACACCGGAGUCAGACGAGGAAGACGAGCAAGACGAUGCAUCUGUCGCAUCUGACGAAAAUGAAGAGGUCAAGCGCAAGAAACGAACCAACGCACCAGCUAAGAAGAAAGCGGCACCAAAGCCCAAGAAGGUCGUGUCUGACGUCUCCGAUAUGUCUGAGAACGAAUCUGAUCCUGCCAAGCCGCCUCCAGCUGCGAAAGAUGAUUCUGAAAGCGAGAUGUCGGUGGUUCUUGACGAAGAGCCCCAACCCAAGCCCGCGCGCAAACGGAAGAGUGCAGAUGGAGCUGCCACUAAAGCGAAGAAAGCACCAAAAGCGCCCAAAGCAAAAGACGCGGACCUUGACCCAGACCAGGCCGAAAUCAAACGGCUACAGGGAUGGCUGAUCAAGUGCGGUAUCCGCAAAUUAUGGGCAAAAGAGCUGGCUCCGUAUGAUACCCCGAAGGCGAAGAUCAAGCAUCUUAGGGGGAUGCUGGACGAUGCCGGGAUGAAGGGCCGGCCAUCUCAGGAAAAAGCCAACCAGAUCCGUGAAGAGCGGGAAUUGAAAGCGGAUUUGGAGCAGAUCCAACAGGAUGCGAAACAAUGGGGUGCGAAGAGCGACGAGGAGGAAGGAGAUGGCGAUGCGAAGCCCCGACGCAGGCUCGCUCGAGGACGGCAGGCGCUUGCGUUCUUGGAGAGCGAUGGCGAGGAGACCGAUUGA